Messenger RNA from Trematosphaeria pertusa, 702 nucleotides. RefSeq names its product RWD-domain-containing protein. NCBI's taxonomy places the organism in Eukaryota, Fungi, Ascomycota, Dothideomycetes, Pleosporales, Trematosphaeriaceae. Gene Ontology annotation, biological process: cytoplasmic translation. The record is from RefSeq and is a predicted model, not a curated record. Bases 1 to 702 code for a protein of 233 amino acids. Gene Ontology annotation, molecular function: protein binding. The transcript has 3 exons.
AUGGGUGUGGAAGAGCAGAAAGAAGAACGAGAAGUCCUCGAGUCGAUCUUUCCCGACGAAAUUACAGAUGUUUCCGAGACGGAAUUCCGAAUUUCGAUACAACUCGAAGUGACGAAUGAUGAGGGAGAUAACUCCGAGGCGCCAACAAUCAUCCUCAACGUCCAAUACCUCGAUGCUUACCCCGAUGAAGCCCCGCGCCUCGACAUAACGCAACCCCCCAACGCCCCCAAGCACCCCUACCUCGAUAUCCAAGAAGACAAGGCCGUCCUCCUCUCCGCUCUCGACUCCACUAUCUCCGAAAACCUGGGCAUGGCCAUGGUCUUCACACUCGUCACCACCCUGAAGGACUCCGCCGAACUUCUCAUAUCAGAGCGUCAGAAUGCCAAGCAAGCGCUCAAGGAAAUAGAGGCGCAGAAAGCGGAGGAGGAGGAGAACAGAAAGUUUCAGGGUGAGGCGGUCACGCGGGAGAGCUUUUUGAGGUGGCGAGAGAGCUUUCGUAGGGAGAUGGCGGAGGAGGAGCUGAAGAGGAAAGAGGCGGAAGAGGCGGAAGACAAGAGUAAGAAGAAGACGGCGAAGGAGGAGAAGAAGUUAACCGGGAAGGAGUUGUGGGUGCGGGGCCUUGUGGGUAAGAUUGAGGAGGAGGAUGAAGGGGGCGAUGCAUUGGACGGGAUGGACAAGUUGAAGAUUGGGACGGCAUCAUGA